CGCGAUAUGGACCACUUGGAAGGAGUACUAAUAUAAAUAAGAGUCAGGCGUCUGAAGCAUAUACAACAACUGACAGAGGUGAAGGGAGAUCAUGGUCAAAAUGAAGCCGGAGAGCUUGUCCAUCGCAGCGUUAUCACGGCUGUGCUCCCCGAGUCUGGCGGUCCUCACAGGAGAAACCAUCAUACUCGGCUCAACCGUCGAUCCCGCCACCAUCACCACCACCAGCAUGAGAACCCCAGCAACAACAACCUCCUCGUCCUCCACCUACGACCAAUGGGGUUUCGCAACCACCGGCUCUACAAACAGCGCCCAAUUAUUCACGAUCCAAACCUCGCCGCCGGAUGAUCCUCGGACUGGCACUGCGAGCACGAAGAUCACGACGACGGCCACAAGUACAGGAAGUAGUAGCGUCAGGACUGGAACGAGCGAUUCAUCGUUCGGGCCUGGGACUACGACGACGACGACGAUGGGUUCAGAAGGGACGGCGACAGUGACGGGUCCUGUGAGUAUGGCGACAGGCCCAGCAGCGACGUCGACGGCGCCCGUCAGGCAAGGUGGCGCAGUGAGCGUGGGGAGGUCGAGUCCGCGGGUGAUUGCUGCCGUGGCUAUGGUGGCGGGAGCGGUGUUGGGAGUCUGAAUGAUAUAGAUUAAUUAUUUUUUAAUUAUCAUAGAGAUGGUGUACGUCGUCUCAUAUCCUCGACUGGAACAAACAUCGGGCUGCCUUUGAAGCGGAGUGCAAAAUCAUUUCGGAGAGCGACGAGCGGGCAAACAGCCGUGACGGUCCACAGGGAAAGACGGGUUGACAGGUUCAGAUUGGUUUUCUCAAUCUAUCAUGA
Messenger RNA from Dissoconium aciculare CBS 342.82, 836 nucleotides. RefSeq lists its product as uncharacterized. Bases 101 to 637 code for a protein of 178 amino acids. The record is from RefSeq and is a predicted model, not a curated record. NCBI's taxonomy places the organism in Eukaryota, Fungi, Ascomycota, Dothideomycetes, Mycosphaerellales, Dissoconiaceae. The transcript is spliced from 2 exons.